UUUAAAAAUAUGAUUUAUUUGUCUUUUUAUUGUACUUUAUUUUUAGUAUUUUUAAUAAAUGCUGCACCCAUUUGGGAGGAUUAUGAUAGUGAUGGGGAAGAGUAUCGCAUUUUAAACAAUGGUGAAUUUGGAGAAUAUUUUGAGGGGGAUAUGGUGUUGACGCCAGUUCAGAUAAAGGCAGUAACCAAUGCGCAAGGAGGACGCAAUGGUCUGAAAGAUAAUACCAAAAGAUGGCCGGAACGUGUUGUGGUAUAUAACAUAGAAGAAGAAGAUUUUGAUGAAGAUCAAAUCGAAAUGAUUGAGAAUGGCCUGGCAGAAAUAACCAAUAAAUCAUGUAUUACAUUUAGAAAACAAAAGGGCGACGAACACGCAGUCAUAAUUCAGGGCUCUGCAAACGGUUGUUUUUCCGGAGUAGGCUACAAUAAAGCUAAUGAUAGUGAAGAAUCAAGCCAAGUUUUGAACUUGUCUAAAGGAUGUUUCAAACACGGCACAAUAGUCCACGAAAUGUUGCAUACCCUAGGCUUCUACCACAUGCAGAGUGCUCACGACAGAGACGAAUAUGUUGAGAUUGUUUGGGACAAUAUAAAAGAAGGCCUGGAGCAUAAUUUUGCAAAAUACAAUAACGAUACAGUGACAGACUUCGGUGUUCCCUACGACUAUGGAAGCGUCAUGCAUUAUCCAGGAGGAGCAUUUUCGAAGAACGGAAAUAAUACCAUAAUUCCUCUAAAAGAGGGUGUCAUAAUUGGCCAACGAAAAGGAAUGUCAGAAAGUGAUAUUUUAAAGCUGAAUAAAAUGUACUGUGACUAG
Molecule: messenger RNA, 807 nt
Organism: Amyelois transitella
Lineage: Eukaryota; Metazoa; Arthropoda; Insecta; Lepidoptera; Pyralidae
Product: zinc metalloproteinase nas-4
Exons: 6
Coding region: 10-807 (265 amino acids)
Biological process (GO): proteolysis
Molecular function (GO): metalloendopeptidase activity; zinc ion binding
Source: RefSeq, a predicted model, not a curated record